AUGUGCCGGGGGGACACACCGCUCGGGGGCACACCGCGGACGUCGGCCAAGAAGGAGCUCGUGACGUCGCCGUCGCCGCACGGGAAGAAGACGGUGUUCACGUUUGACACGCCGGUGAGCGACCGCAUCAAGCUCGUGAGCAAACUGCCGUCGUGGUGCUCGGAGGUCAACUCGCUCAUCAUGAAGUUCCACGGCGGCCGGAUCCGCGAAGCGUCGGCCAAGAACUUUAUGCUGGUGCUUGACGACGACGACGACAAGCCGAUUUUUCAGUUUGGCAAAUACUCCAAGUCGAAAUUCUCGCUCGACUUUCGGUUCCCGCUGGCACCGAUCCAAGCGUUUGCGAUCGGCCUGACGUCGUGCUCGUGGAGUGCCAAAUCGAAACUCAACAAUUGAGUUUGCAGCGUAAUCGUCGCUCGAUACCCGAUUAAACCUUAUUUUUCCUA
Molecule: messenger RNA, 443 nt
Organism: Saprolegnia diclina VS20
Lineage: Eukaryota; Oomycota; Saprolegniomycetes; Saprolegniales; Saprolegniaceae
Exons: 1
Coding region: 1-393 (130 amino acids)
Source: RefSeq, a predicted model, not a curated record